Molecule: messenger RNA, 2666 nt
Organism: Dendrobium catenatum
Lineage: Eukaryota; Viridiplantae; Streptophyta; Magnoliopsida; Asparagales; Orchidaceae
Product: putative disease resistance RPP13-like protein 1
Exons: 2
Coding region: 1281-2003 (240 amino acids)
Source: RefSeq, a predicted model, not a curated record
AAUUAAGAACUAGAAAAAUCUGAUAAGAGGAACUUUAUGAAUUUGUCCUUAGAAUUGGGUAACAUUGUUGUAUAAGAGGGAGCAGGCAAAAAUCCCAUGUUUUUUGGAAAAUUUUCAGGAAAACAAAGUGGGAGGGAGGUCUGGUUGUUUUUGGAGCUGAAUACUUAUUAAGAACUUGAUGGAAGUGAAGCACAAAGAAUAUGGAAGGCAUUGCAAUGAUUUGAUUUCUUCAAGGUAUAAUUUUCUAGCUGUAUGUAGGGUUUGUAAAUUCUAUUUAUACACACCUUGUUUGUACAAAUUAAGUGGCUUCAUUUUAUUGGAGCCUAGAUGCGAGCUACGCAUCUCCAGAUUCUGCACCUGAUAAUUUCUCCGAAAAAAGAUGAGUUACCUUGCAGAAACUGCUGCUCUAACUCAUUUGAAAAUGAAACUAACACUAAUUUGCAGCGUUUGGAUUUGGGAAGAUUUCAAGCACAUUAUAGACUCGACUUUUAUUAUGAGAAGUUGCUCAGGAAAUUUGAACAACAUAACAAUCUAAAGAAACUGAGGAUAAAUGUUUACAUGGGUACCAGGUCUUCAAUAUCUAGCAUUUCUUGAGAACAUGGAUUAUCUGCGUUCUUACCUUCUUAGUCUUUCUUCUUUCUACAGAGAUCACGGUCAUAUGGGUUUCAUUUACUCAAGUUUUAGAUCAAAUAAGUCGAGCCUUUGGGAAAGAAUAAAAGGAAAAUUUCUCACCCCCUUCUGCUAUAUGUAUAUUAUUUAUGGCAGGAACUCAAUGGCAGGAAAUAUGGCCAUCACAUCUCUUCUACUUCGUCUAUUUUAAGCAGGAUGCGAUCUCAUAUGCUUGAAAAAAAAAGUAGAGCAUGAGCCACGCAACUUCUAUUUUUCCUCUUAAUCGGUAAGGCGUUCAUCUGAAAUGUUUUCUUUUUCAGAUCAGUCGCUGCCUCCUUAUUGAGAAAUUUGUUUUGUCUGUUGUUGUUGUUCUUUUUAUUUAUUUAUUUAUUUAUAAGAGAGGGCUAUGAUGAGGCAUAUGGCCCUAGGGGAUCUUUGUAAUGCACUUAUUGAAAUAUUCAAAGCAUCGAGAAGCCUACGCUUAUUAUUAUACAUAAGGGCUCCAAAAGACUUGGAAAUAAUACUCGAAGAGAUUGGAAAUUUGAUACAUAUUCGAUGCUUAAACAUUGAUGGUUAUAAUUUGACUAUGCUGCAAAGAUCCCUAUGCAAUCUCUAUCACUUGCAAUGCAUAAUAUAUUAGAUCCGAGGGGUGCCAAGUCAAUCUAAAGUUGAUGAUUUUUUUACCGAGUGGCAUUAAUAACCUUUCUAACGUGCGAUAUGUGAAAUUGCCCGAGGAUUAUAUUUCAUUGAUAUGUUGGAUUGGGAAGCUAAAGUCUCUUCGAGAAUUGAAUAUGUUUGAUAUUAGAGAUGCGAGUGGUUAUAGAAUUGGAGAGCUGGAGAGUAUGAAUGAUCUUCACAUUUUAGGAAUCUACAACCUUGAAAAUGUGAUGGAUGUUGAGGAGGCUUGUAGUGCCAAAUUAUGUCCCAAGAGGAGGCUCACAUAUUUAAUCUUAUGUUGGAGUAACACCGAUUCGAGGAACAUUGAUUUAGAUGAGGACGUGCUCGACAACUUUCAGCCGCAAAAAUGUGUAAGGAAUCUGAGCAUAAAGAGAUACAUGGGUGCAAGGUCUGCAAUAUGGAUGAACAAUGUCAAUCUGAUCUCCAAUCUCGAGAAAAUCGAAUUGAAAGAUUGCAUUGAGUGGGAAACUCUUCCUCCUUUCGGGCAACUUCCUUUCUUUAAGUCUCUAAAACUUUUUAACAAGCUGAAAUUAAAAUGGCUCGAAGGUAAAUUUAAUGGGAAUGAUAAAUACCAUGCCUUUCCAUUGCUAGAGGUGCUACAUAUUACGAAAGUAAAAGCAUUAGAGGAUUGGUUUGAGGCAGGAGUAGCUGCUGAAGAAGAUGGAUGUUUCUUUCCUUGCUUAAUUAACUGGUGCUACCGAACUUCCGGAAGUUGAAAGAGUUGCCCUCUUUGCCUUCUAAGCUCAAGAGCUUGGAGAUAGAAGGAAUUGGGUGGACGACUUUGAAUUUUUGUAGCAAUUCAAAUUCAAAUUCUAUUCCCCUUGAAACAGUAGCGGUCAUUCACUGUCCAAACAUCAUCUCUCUUCUUCUGCCUGAUGAAAUAGAAUUUGAAAGCUGUUUGUUUUAAAAUUCAAAGUUGAAAUAGAAUUCUGGUUCCUGGUUCUUCGUUCUUCGUGUAGGCUCUUUGUUUUAUGUUGGGUUCUUCCCUGCGGCAUGCAUCUCUCUGUUCUAUUUUUGAAUUUGACGACUGGGGGGCAAUGAUGAAUGGGUUGCAUUCCUUAUCCCCUAGGAUGGCGGUUUUUAUGCAACUUCUAUUGGAUGGCAAUUCCGCAACCGGGGGACAUUUUAAGGCUACCUGGAUGCAACCUCUAGCUUACCUGAGCCCUAUUCUUCAGUCUUCGUGUGGUUGAUCUCUCACUGCAUUAACAGGCUGUUUUUUUUUCUUUUUUGAUCACUUUUUGACAUGUGUAUCUUUAUUUUUGCUCCAAUUUGGUGAGCAUUUUUAGCCUCUUGUAGUGGCUCCACCCCACAAUUUUGCCUUUCUUUUCUCUUCUUUCUUACACGUGUAACUAGCCUUUUAGCAUCAAUAAUAAUUGGGC